This is a messenger RNA of Scheffersomyces coipomensis, 1143 nucleotides long. RefSeq lists its product as uncharacterized. The transcript has a single exon. Gene Ontology annotation, molecular function: protein-L-histidine N-tele-methyltransferase activity. Gene Ontology annotation, biological process: peptidyl-histidine methylation, to form tele-methylhistidine. The coding region runs from base 1 to 1143 and encodes 380 amino acids. The record is from RefSeq and is a predicted model, not a curated record. NCBI's taxonomy places the organism in Eukaryota, Fungi, Ascomycota, Pichiomycetes, Serinales, Debaryomycetaceae.
AUGUCGUUUGCAUUUGGAUUCACUCAAGAUGAUUUCAGCGAUGAUGAUGAGUUGAUAAAUAAUGGUAUCGCUUCACAACAAGGGACAGCACCAACUACAACUGCCAAUUCUACCAGUACCACCACCGCAUUGGAUAAAUUAUCUGAAACCAUUGAUCAAAAGAACUUACCCAAGACACAUUCCCUAGACUCGAUAUUACAAACAUUAGUCGAUGUCAGAUUAUCAUUCGAUCAAUAUAUCACUCCAAGAGGUGGCAAUAUUGUCUAUAGACGAGAAUUAUUCGAUGUCAAACAUCAAAUCAUGACUGAAGAUCAUCAACAAGAUCACGCUAAUGGUGGAGAAAUCAUCGUUAAUGAUAUUUUAAUUGAUGAAAAUUCAAGUGAUUUACAAAAGAAUGUGUAUGAAGGAGGAUUUAAAAGUUGGGAAUGUUCUUAUGAUAGUAUUGAUAAAAUAAAUCAAUUAAUCACUAAUGAAGAUUUACUUAAUAAAUUUGAUAGUUAUUUAGAUUUAGGAUGUGGAACUUCAUUACCUUCAAGUUUUUUAUUCUCCCAAUUAAUAACGAAUGGAACACAAUUACAAAAUAAGCAUAAAAAGACGAUAAUAUUAUCUGAUUUUAAUUAUGAUGUGCUAAGAUUAGUUAGUUUACCAAAUUUAAUCAUUCAAUGGGCAGUAACUAAUUCUAAUGAGACAUUGAUUAGUUCUGAAGAAGGAGAAAAACAAUUAUUAAUAACUGAAUCAUUAAUAAAUCAAUUCAAAUCAGAUUUAUUGAACUUUGAUAUUGAAUUGGUGUUUGUAUCGGGAUCAUGGGGAAAGCAAUUUAAUCAAGUUAUUAAACCAUAUAAUAUUGAUUUCAUAGUCAGUUCAGAAACAAUUUAUUCGUUAGACACAUUACCAAUAGUUGCGGAAACUCUAAUUGAAUUAUUACAAUAUCAAGAAACCACUAAUAUUAUAAAACAUAGACAAAGUUUAAUUGCUGCUAAAAAUAUUUAUUUUGGGGUUGGAGGUUCAGUGAUUGAAUUUAUGAAUUAUUUACAAAACUUAAUCCAUAAUGAUAAGCAUAAUACAAUUUCAACUAACACAGAAGAGAUUAAUGAAUCACAAUUAAGACGUUCAAUUAUUAUGAUAACGAAUAGAAUAGAUUAA